AUGUCCGCCGCUCCUAAGAAGAAGGUCAACAACCUCCCUGCGCCUGCACCUCCAGCCAAAAGUUUGCUUGGCUAUCAUCGCCAGUUGUCACCCACGGCCGCAGUUAAAGUCAGUCCUCUCUGCCUCGGAGGCAUGGGAUUUGGGACGGCAUGGGAAGACAUUAUGGGUAGCUGCGAUAAAGAAGCUUCUUUUGCGCUGAUGGACUACUUUUAUACUCAAGGGGGCAACUUCAUUGAUACAGCCGGAAACUACCAAUGCGGAGAGUCAGAGGAAAUCAUCGGCGAAUGGAUGAAAGCACGAAAUAACCGAGAGGAAAUUAUCUUGGCCACCAAGUAUACGUCUGCUUGGCAGUUGCACAACCAAGACACAAAGAUUCAGUCUAACUAUGGUGGAAACAACAAGAAGUCUCUAGUGAUAUCUAUCGAAGCUAGUCUCAAAGCACUACAAACAUCCUACAUUGAUUUGUACUAUGUUCACACCUGGGACUUCACAACUAGCAUCCCAGAACUUAUGCACUCUCUGCACAAUCUCGUCGCGGCCGGAAAAAUCCUCUAUCUAGGAAUUUCUAAUACCCCAGCUUGGGUUGUCGCUAAGGCCAACGAGUACGCUCGCCAAAAGGGACUGACUCAAUUUUCUGUCUUUCAAGGACAGUGGAAUGCUGCCGAGCGAGAAAUCGAGCGCGAGAUUGUUCCUAUGUGUAUUGACGACGGCAUUGCUAUGGCGCCAUUUGGUGUCCUAGGAAUGGGUUACUUCCGCACUUCAGCCCAGCGAGAAGCUGAGAAGGAACAAGGAGCUAGAGAGGGUCGCAAUGUCCCUUUCGUCGACAAGCCCCAGAAGACUGUUAUGGCUGAUACUCUGGAGAAGCUAGCUUUGGCUCGCGGCACGUCUAUCACCAGCAUAGCCUUGGCCUGGGCUAGAACCAAGGCCCCAUAUGUCUUCCCGAUUGUGGGUGGUCGCAAAAUCGAACACCUCAAGGCCAAUAUUGAAGCACUGGGCAUAGAUCUGACUGAUGAAGAAAAGAAUGCAAUUGAGGAUGCUGUACCCUUCGACUUUGGAUAUCCUCAGACAUUUUUGGGUGGACCAAAAGGCACUCAAUAUGCGAAAGAUGCUUGGACAACGAAAAGAUUGGGACACUUUGACUGGGUAUCACCGCCGCAGGCACCUAAGCCUCAUCCUUUGUAA
Messenger RNA from Trichoderma asperellum CBS 433.97, 1182 nucleotides. RefSeq lists its product as uncharacterized. NCBI's taxonomy places the organism in Eukaryota, Fungi, Ascomycota, Sordariomycetes, Hypocreales, Hypocreaceae. The record is from RefSeq and is a predicted model, not a curated record.